AUGGCUUCAGAGGAUAAUGUUAAAAAAAGGGCCCCAUCCCCUGUCCUUAGCCCAAUGGUGAAAUUGUAUUUGUUCUCAUACAAUGCUCUUCAGUUCCUAGGGUGGAGUUAUUUGUUAUAUCAAGUAGUGAUUCAUUACGCCUCCGGAAAGGAUUCUUCAUCAUUAUGGGAAGCAGUUAAAUUUACAUUGAUGGUAUUCCAAAAUGCAGCUGUUUUGGAGGUUUUGCACGUAAUGCUUGGAUUAGUGAAAUCUAAUGUUGUCAUAACUGCGAUGCAAGUUGCUUCCCGGGUUAUGGUUGUUUGCGGUGUACUUUCUGUUACGCCAACUGCUCCUCGAAGUAUAGGAUUACUUCUCCUUCUAAUUGCCUGGUCGGUUACAGAGAUUAUUAGAUACCUCUACUAUGCAGUCAACAUUUAUACCAAAGUUCCUUUUUUUAUAGUCUGGUGUAGAUACACAUUCUUCUAUGUUCUUUACCCUGUCGGAGUAACAGGUGAACUUCUUUGUUUUUAUGCUGCUCAGAAAUUUGUGAAACAGCACCAUCUAUGGUCGAUGGAUCUACCUAAUGUGGCAAAUUUCACUUUUAGUUAUCACUAUUUUCAGCUUGCCAUUAUGGCAUCUUAUUUACCAUUGUUUCCAAGGCUGUAUCUUCACAUGGUCUCUCAGAGGAAAAAAAUAAUUGGUGGAGAAUCAGGGCGAAAAUAG
This is a messenger RNA of Nezara viridula (southern green stink bug), 702 nucleotides long. NCBI's taxonomy places the organism in Eukaryota, Metazoa, Arthropoda, Insecta, Hemiptera, Pentatomidae. The record is from the annotation of a GenBank genome assembly.